AUGUCGUCUUAUCGCCGGCGCAGUGGGCACAACGGCCCUCAACAGCCAUACAGACCAUAUCAUGCCUCACAACAAGAUGAUUUCUACGAUGACCGGUCGAGGUCACGAUCCCGAGAACGCAGACAGAGCUCCCCUCAGAAACGAAGUCCUCCACACGCCGACCACCAAUCGGACCGUCUCAGGGAGAAUUCCAUUUUCGUGGUCGGGCACGGAGUCCAGAUCGAAGACGUGACCGCAGCUAUGACAGGCGCAACCGGUAUUAUGAUGAUGAUCGCAGCUCGCCCUCUCCUCGCCGAGGUAGAUCUGCGUAUUAUGACCGAGACGACCCUCGCUCCGGUUCACGAGACUACCGCAGUCGAAGUCGAAGCAGAUAUCGGACCUCCUCAGACGAGAGACCACCGAGUCGGGGCGCUCCAAGCAGGGAAAUUAUGA
This is a messenger RNA of Fonsecaea pedrosoi CBS 271.37, 432 nucleotides long. RefSeq lists its product as uncharacterized. Bases 1 to 432 code for a protein of 143 amino acids. NCBI's taxonomy places the organism in Eukaryota, Fungi, Ascomycota, Eurotiomycetes, Chaetothyriales, Herpotrichiellaceae. The transcript is spliced from 2 exons. The record is from RefSeq and is a predicted model, not a curated record.